AUGGACAGGCUUGCUUUCCGACUUCUCAUCAUCGUGGCACUGACAGCUAGAGGCCUGGAAAUCAACCCUAACCGCAAGAUUUUGGAGAAGGCUGAGGGAGAGAACGUGUCGUUGGCCUGCCACUUCACUCUUGCCCCGGAGGAUACAGGAAAUUUGGAGAUCGAAUGGAGCGUGAAGUCCAUACGCCACCCACUGGACACGGCAGAGUUUCUCCUGUAUACGGCUGGGCAUAUCUACGACACUCUCUACGAACCUCUGAAGGGCAGAGUCUACUUUGACUCAGAGGACCCUGAAAAAGGAAACGCGGCCAUUCAUCUUUUGCUGCUGACUACCAAAGACACGGGCGUUUACUACUGCCAGGUUAAGAAGGUCGUGGGCAUCAGGAGAAUCUAUACAGUCCUCAGAGUGCUCAAGCCGCCAUCAAAGCCCAGUUGCAAUUACACAGAGGGGGGCCAAACCAAAGUGCUACGUUGUCGAUCUCAGGAAGGUGCGGCACCUAUCCAGUACCACUGGUCAAGACUACCACCCUGGAAGCUGCUACCCAAGUCGGCGCUGUUGGACAAAACGGCAGGCACGCUCACCAUCCACGAGGCCAAUGAAGGGACUUACAAAUGCACUGCGAUUAAUCGUGUUGGAAAGAAAGAGUGCUUCCUGGAACUGAACCUACCACGUCCUCCAUCGGUGACAAUGAUUGCAGGAGCCGUGACAGGGGGCCUGGUCGCCAUCAUGAUCAUCGCUUCCAUCACAUACCUCAUCGUACGGCGCGUUUGGUGCCUACGGCAUCCGCCGGAGGCAGAAACCCCCAAUGAGAUCUUGGAGGAUGCAAGUCCCCCCCAACACACCACAAGAUCAGUCUCGCCCACGUCACACGCCGGGGCCGGGCGGUUGAGGACAAUUGAAACGUCAAUGUGA
Molecule: messenger RNA, 912 nt
Organism: Pleuronectes platessa (European plaice)
Lineage: Eukaryota; Metazoa; Chordata; Actinopteri; Pleuronectiformes; Pleuronectidae
Product: coxsackievirus and adenovirus receptor homolog
Exons: 1
Coding region: 1-912 (303 amino acids)
Biological process (GO): homotypic cell-cell adhesion
Cellular component (GO): intercalated disc; bicellular tight junction; basolateral plasma membrane
Molecular function (GO): cell adhesion molecule binding
Source: RefSeq, a predicted model, not a curated record